Messenger RNA from Eimeria necatrix, 237 nucleotides. RefSeq lists its product as hypothetical. Lineage: Eukaryota; Apicomplexa; Conoidasida; Eucoccidiorida; Eimeriidae. Gene Ontology annotation, molecular function: UFM1 ligase activity. The transcript has a single exon. The coding region runs from base 1 to 237 and encodes 78 amino acids. Gene Ontology annotation, cellular component: endoplasmic reticulum membrane. The record is from RefSeq and is a predicted model, not a curated record. Gene Ontology annotation, biological process: protein K69-linked ufmylation; response to endoplasmic reticulum stress; regulation of proteasomal ubiquitin-dependent protein catabolic process.
AUGGCGGACCUGGAGGCCCUGCGGGCCCAGUUUAUGGCCCUUCAGGCCGCCCCGCCGCAGCAGCGAAUCAGCGAAAGCACUUGUGUAGAUCUGCUGCAGCUGCUGCUGCAGCAGCAGCUGCUGCGGCUGCUGCCCAGCAGCAGCGGCAAAGAGUUCAUCACCCCGGAGCGCCUCGAGCACGAGCUCAGACUUCUCAUUGCCCAAAAGGUAAACUCUUUCCAAGGGUUUAGGGUUUAG